Molecule: messenger RNA, 799 nt
Organism: Camelina sativa (false flax)
Lineage: Eukaryota; Viridiplantae; Streptophyta; Magnoliopsida; Brassicales; Brassicaceae
Product: 14 kDa proline-rich protein DC2.15
Source: RefSeq, a predicted model, not a curated record
AAAAGGCACUUCGAAUCCUCCUUUUAUCUCCUCAUCCAAAUUCACACCCACCAAAGUAAACAGUAUGAGCAAAAGAGGAAUUAUAACAAUGGCUUCAAGAACCACAAAACCUUUAGCCUUUUUCUUGAUUCUCAACUUCCUCUUCUUCACAACAAUCUCCGCCUGCGGUAACUGCGGUUGCCCUUCUCCCAAGCCAAAACCUAGCCCUAGCCCCUCUCCUAAGCCAAAACCUACCCCAAAACCGAACCCAACCCCAAAACCUAGCCCUAGCCCGACCACAGCCAAAUGCCCUAAAGACGCUCUUAAGCUAGGAGUUUGCGCCAACGUGCUCAACGGCCUACUCAAUAUCACCCUGGGCAAGCCACCGGUCGAGCCAUGUUGCACCCUCAUCCAAGGACUCGCUGAUCUUGAGGCUGCAGCUUGCCUUUGCACCGCACUCAAGGCUAAUAUCCUCGGGAUCAACCUGAACAUUCCGAUCUCUCUCAGUCUGCUUCUCAAUGUUUGCAGCAAAAAAGUUCCCCCUGGUUUCCAAUGCUAAUCAAGAACCUAAUUAUACAUCACACACUUCAUGUAUCAAUAUAUACCAAACAAGAUGAUUUCUAAAUAAACUAUUCUAUAUGAUUGUCGUUGUUUGUCUUGUCUUUGUGUGUUCAUCUAGUUACUAAUGUAUGUGUGUUUGAUUGUACGAUUAUAAACUUUCACAGUUAUAUGUACGUGUUGUCCUCUUACAUAUAUAGUUUCAUUGGAAGUGUGUGUAUUUGGUGUAUAAAUCAAUAAAAUAACAGUUUAUAUGAUCUGA